GGGAGGGCCCGGGCACCGCUCCCGCCCGCCUCCCUCCCUGCCCCCGGGCCGCCCCUUUCCCGCGGGCCGCCUCUCCCCCCCCCCGGCCCCCGCCGCGGAGCGCGGGGCGCUCCCGCCGCUCCAGACCCCAGCGGCGGCUCCUGCCGAGCGGAGCGGAGCGGCGCGGCGCGGGGGCGGUGCGAGGCGGCGGGCGCAGCCCGGCAGCGGCCGCAGGGGAGCGCGGCUGCGGCAGCCCCUCUCCUGCGACGUGGGGCACGGCGCUGCCGGCCGAGGGGAGGGGGCGGCGGUCCCGGCCCGGGGAUUUCUCACCUUGGCCGAGUUCAGCCGGCCCCAGAAACGCCGCAGAAAGUUCAGCGUGCAGGAAGUUGGGGGGCAGCUCGGAGAGUAACUCGGCAGCUGUGUCUGCUGUUUCGGGUGGUGUGGUUUUUUGUUUUGGGUUUUUGUGAGUGAUUUUUUUUUUUCCCUCCACACAACUCCCCCAAACACACAAACAGCCCGCAACAACAACAAACAAAAAGUCCGGGAAGGGGGAGAGAACACGAGAGAGGGAAGCACCGUUGGUGGGGAGAGCCGGGUUUCUUUGCAGAGACACGGUCCCGUUCACAGCGGAUCCCAAUGCAACUGCUCAUCCUCCUCCUCCUCUACGCUGUCGUCUGUGCGAACUUUUGCAGCCGUCAGGGCACCACUGCCCCUGCCCAGAGCGGAUCUAUAAAAGCCUUGCGGUCUUCGAAUAUCAGGCGAGAUGAGAGCAAUCACCUCACAGACUUGUACCGAAAAGAAGAGACCAUCAGCGUGGCAGGGAACGGCUGCAUCCACAGUCCUCGCUUCCCCAGCAGUUACCCCCGGAACCUCCUGCUGACGUGGCGGCUCCACUCCCCGGAGAGCACCAGGAUCCAGCUGGCUUUUGAUAAUCAGUUUGGCCUGGAGGAGCCUGAAAAUGAUAUCUGCAGGUAUGACUUUGUGGAAGUGGAGGAUAUAUCGGAGACUAGCACAGUUAUACGAGGACGGUGGUGUGGACACAAGGAAGUACCUCCAAGAAUAACAUCAAGAACAAAUCAGAUAAAGAUAACCUUCAAAUCCGAUGACUACUUUGUGGCUAAACCAGGAUUCAAGAUUUGUUACUCCCUUGUGUGUAGCUCGAAAGAGGCAGAUUUUGCAAACACUCAGGAAAUGGAUGAUUUCCAGCAUGCAGCCUCAGAAACCAACUGGGAGUCAGUCACAAGCUCUGUCUCAGGGGUAUCCUAUCCCUCUCCAUCAGUGACUGACCCUACGCUCACAGCAGAAGCACUGGAUCAGACCAUUGCUGCAUUUGACACAGUGGAGGAUCUGCUCAAACACUUCAACCCGGACUCCUGGCAAGAAGAUCUUGAGAACUUGUACACAGACAGUGGCCACCAUUAUCGAGGCAGGAGCUACCAUGACAGGAAGUCCAAAGUUGACCUGGACAGGUUGAAUGAUGAUGUGAAACGUUACAGCUGCACUCCAAGAAACUACUCUGUCAAUUUAAGGGAGGAACUGAAGCUGACAAAUGUAGUUUUCUUCCCCCGCUGCCUCCUCGUCCAGCGCUGCGGAGGAAACUGUGGCUGUGGGACUUCGAACUGGAAAUCCUGCAUGUGCAUGUCAGGGAAAACAGUGAAAAAAUAUCAUGAGGUGCUGAAAUUCGUCCCUGAGGCUGGGCAUCCCAGAAGAAAAGGCAGAACCAGGAACAACAUGGCCUUAGUAGAUAUACAGCUGGAUCACCAUGAGCGUUGUGAUUGUAUCUGCAGUUCAAGACCACCCCGAUAAAAAAAAAAAAAAAAAAAAGAAUAAAAGAGAAAAGAAAAAACCAAGACACACUAAUUGCAGCUUACCGGACGUUUACUUUUAAGCAGGAUUGUUCUGAGGACCUUUACUCACUAAUCAUUUGAACUUUGCUACUAGUCUGCCUUUGCAAUUAGCAAAAAUGAUUGCUGUGUUUCAGCAUAGCUGUGCUGAUUAGUGCUAUGGCAGCUAAACAGGUAUAUCAUAGAUUUAUGUAUCAGCAUCCAAGAAUAUAGGAUUAUGGUUAUCUGUAGCUAGAUUCUGAGAGUUGAGAUUUUCAAAGCUCACUUACAGUCCUUAGGCACGCAAUGCCCACUGAAAUGAAAUACCACUUGUACCGGUAUUUGGGGUAGCUGGCAAUGAAAUAGCAUUGUGUUUCUGUUGCUGACUCACCAGUUCCUACAUUCAAAUUCUGCUGCCAUUUCUACCUGCUCAGCUCUCCUGACGGUCAGUCAGGUUUUGUGGGUAUAAAUGAGAAGAGAAUUUGAGCCUAUAUGAGUGUAAAAUGGUUUGUCCCGCUCCGAGAGGGAACUUCCCAGUGUUCUGGCCCAACAGAGUGAGAUAUAAUGAGGAAAAUCCAUCACUACAAGAAAUAACACACCAGUAAAGUCGAAUCUCACUGUUUGUAGUCGAGCAAAUCGUGCUGAAAUUAGUAAAUGCUUUGCAUAAGCUGGGACACUGGUGGCAGUAGCGGGGUGCGGAGGCUGGUACUUUGCCGUGGUGACUCCAUGGGAGCCAUCGCCAGGUGCUUCUGCAAGAGGGGGCUCCCGCCAGGUCCCCAGGUAAUUGCUGUGGGCUGAGGAUGAUUCUGGUCUCUACCUACCUGGACUGGACUCCUGCUCCUUGCCCAGAGCUGCCCACAGUUCCCUAGGAGGAGUCCCCUCUACAUGCAAAGGGAGCAACAACCCUCCCCUUGUAUCCUCGUCGCUGCAGUUCGAGGAGUGCUGUGUUUCCCUGCACAGGCAAUGAAGAUAGGGCACUUGUUUGUUGAAAAUAUUGAUUUGUUUUGCAGUUGUGUUACUGGGAAACAAAACUGUGCUUGAGAUUUAAUUAUCGUUAUUUGGUUUGGGGUUUGUUUGUUUGUUUGUUUUAAAUAUGGAUUAUUAUAACUUUGUCAUAUAUGCAUUAAUCUUAGUUAUCUGAGGUUAGUUGUCUCAUUUCAGCUCUGUGUAUUGCCAUGGUUAAACUGUUGACAGUGAAUCUCUUUUUUAUUGCAUUUUGCUGAGGCAUAUUAACUCAUUAAGCAAUGUCUGUCUGUCAUGGAAAAUAUGCAUCAUUUAUUAACUUCCCGAAGAAUAUUAUUAAACACCACCUCAUAAUAAAAUAAGCACUUUAAAAGCUACAGCAUAGCUUCCUAUGCCUUUUAAAAUAUUAUGAAAGUGCUCUAGCUGAAAAAGGAAAAAAAUAUCCUUCCAAACUAGCUUUAAAGAUUCUUAAAUGCUGCUCCAAACAUGUAAAAUACAGGCAGAUUUAAGUCUGGCAAAGAAUUGGAGUUUUAAUAAUGAAUGUAACAGAGGGAAUGGGGCAGCACGUUUAAUGGCUGAGGGUUUAUAUUUAAUAGCAGACAUAGGCUGCAUUGAUUCAUCUUGUUUGUGUUGCCUCUUGUGUGUCUGUCUCUCUGAAAGAGUGAAGUAGUUUGACAAUAGUGCAUAUAAUUAGUGGAAACUGGCACGUGCUAUAAUAUAAUACUGAGAUCCUUCAAGCCAGUAUGUUUUAGCAGUCUACAUUUUUGUUACGAAAGUGCCCUAAUGUUCUGACUUACCCUCUUUAUCAGCUCAAGUAUAAGUGCUUUUUUAUAAUUUUAGCAAAACUUUACUGAAAGAUCCCUUAGAAAUGUGUUUCUUUCCUGUACUUUAACCUUCGAGAUUCAAAAAGUGUGGGGGUUUUAUUAUUUAUAUUAAUUUUUCCUCUCUUGCUCCCAGAUGUCUAUUUAAAAAUACUCCUGAAUGUUGACUUGGGAAGUGAUUCAUCAUUUUUCAAAGCAAUUCAUAUUAAAAGAACAGCACUGUAACCAAAGAUUGCCAGCUUUGUUUCGUAGUUCAGGACUAUUUAAAGAGGACUUCAUUCUUUUUCUUGCUUAAUAACAAGAUUGACCCAGCCCUUCCAUAAUUUUUAGCUAAUUUUGGAAGAAAUCUGCAUGCAAGACCUUGGCAGUACUGAUUGGUUUUGAGACAGUGCACUCCAAUGUAUAUUCAUAAUUGAAUUAUGCCCAAAUAAUGCCUUAAGCAUUUUAGUUAGCUUUGGUUGUAGGAGACACCAGUUUCAUAUGGCUUUGUGCUUUGAGUGGUCCUUUAAUUCCCACCCCCAGAGGAAAAUGUGCACCAGGCAUCCACUGCGCCUGGCGUCUCCCACGCCAGCAGCCAUGUGCCGGGGGCAGUAUUUAUGCCUCCUCAUUUGGGGGAUUCAGCCCUGUCUGGGAGCCUGAGUUACCGCUGCGGGCAAUUGGGAGAGCGAGGCUCUUCCAAAGCGUGCCUCAGCCCCCCAGGUUGAAAUCGCCCAAUGUGGGAGCUUUUCUUUCUCUCUUUUGACUAUGCGGAAAGAUCAGAAAUCUGAUUUGGGCAUCUGAGUGAGAUACACAAAGGUAGAUGGUAUGAAUACUCAUUUUAAAGACUGAACAGCUAAUAGUUUAGCUAACUGGAUUGGAUACAGGCAGCAGUGGAUGCCAGGGUCCAUCAGAAAAAUUCAGCUCUAAAGUAAAAAGAGAUGGGUAUAAUAGGGAUUAUCCUCUUGCUUCAUGUUGGGUUUGCUUUCUUAAAUAUAGGCUAAACUAGUCACAAAAUUUCAAGUGUUACUCCUGGAACACUUAGUAGUGAAUGGAACCAUUCACUGCUUCAUGCUGCUGCCUGCAUACAGACAGCAGGCUCCUGGCCAGUGCAGGAGGGUCAAGGAUGGGCUUUAUGUUGCAGUUUGGGGAUGACAACAUCCAUAUGAACCAAGAAAAACUCCCAAAAACCUGUGCCCCGAGCUGCAGUGACCCUGGUGAAAUCAAAUAUCAGCAAAACUUUCCCUUUUUAUUUAUUAGCAGAAAUUGCAGAGAUGUUUUUUCCAUACCUUUAUCUUUCUCUUUUGUCUAUGUAAAAAUUGUUAUGUUGUUUACAUACUAUUUUAACUUAAAAAGCAAAGCUAUUAAAAAAAAAACCUCAUCUGGUUCAUUUUUAUUGGUGGAAUUGGAACCCAUCAAAAUAAAUACAUUUUCAAAGGAAAUUCAGCAAGAUUCCUAAUUUCAAACCACUCGCUAGCUUUUUAUUUACUGUAUUCUUCUGGGAUAGAGCCUACUUUCUCAAGUGCAAUCUAUAUAUAUAAUUUUUUUUUUGUUAUCUCAGUUAAAUGCAGCUUUCCUAGCAGUAUUUUUUACUUUAUGCAGUAUGUAAUGUGUCUUAUCUUGAUGAAAAAAUAAAUACUGCUUUUUGAAA
Molecule: messenger RNA, 5213 nt
Organism: Grus americana (Whooping crane)
Lineage: Eukaryota; Metazoa; Chordata; Aves; Gruiformes; Gruidae
Gene: PDGFD
Product: platelet derived growth factor D
Exons: 8
Coding region: 616-1785 (389 amino acids)
Biological process (GO): positive regulation of cell population proliferation; platelet-derived growth factor receptor signaling pathway; positive regulation of protein autophosphorylation
Cellular component (GO): membrane
Molecular function (GO): platelet-derived growth factor receptor binding; growth factor activity
Source: RefSeq, a predicted model, not a curated record